This is a messenger RNA of Oncorhynchus gorbuscha (pink salmon), 1180 nucleotides long. RefSeq names its product class E basic helix-loop-helix protein 22-like. The transcript has a single exon. Bases 122 to 826 code for a protein of 234 amino acids. NCBI's taxonomy places the organism in Eukaryota, Metazoa, Chordata, Actinopteri, Salmoniformes, Salmonidae. Gene Ontology annotation, molecular function: protein dimerization activity. The record is from RefSeq and is a predicted model, not a curated record.
GGCAAUCACAAGUGGUCGACAAAGAGUGGGGGGUGGGACCACUGACUUAACAGGACUGCGCACACCAGAACUCUGUAGGAGAGAAGUUCUUCACAAAGGUCCAGCGUUUGGGCGCAAAAGGAUGGAUUCUUUCAGAUCGGGCUCUAGCAUAGGACUGUCUCCCUCUCCCAGAGAUCGACAAUCACCCAUGAGUUUUGAUCAGGAGCACUCACAACCGGGAACAAUGGCCGGAGUUCCGGCGGGAACACUUGGCUUCCCAUCUGAAUCGCUGUGCGUAAAGUACGGAGAAUUUUUAAAACACACCGCUGCCGCCGCAGCAGCCGCGGAGAGCAGUGGCGGGGAGCAGAGUCAGGAUGAUGACAGUGAUGGCAUUGGCAGGAGUGACAUGGUGCUUUUUCCUGAGGAAAGGCUCAUGGCAUCAAUGGCCAAAUGUGACGCAGGUAAGAAACACAAAGAGCAGAAAGUGCUGCGGCUGAACAUUAACGCCCGUGAGAGGAGGAGGAUGCAUGACCUGAACGACGCGCUCGAUGAACUGAGGUCGGUGAUCCCCUACGCGCACAGCCCGUCCGUACGGAAGUUAUCCAAAAUAGCCACUUUGCUCCUCGCCAAAAACUACAUCCUCAUGCAAGCGCAAGCACUUGAAGAGAUGAGAAGACUUGUCACUUAUCUUAACCAUGGACCCGGUGUUACCGCGGCGAAUACAUCUGGUGCACCCGGAUUAGGGCUCUAUGACCAGCAGACAGGAUACCCGUUCUCUGCUGGGACUCCAGACCCUUUCCAUAGCAAUGCAAAUCUCUUUAAUAAACACUUCAACCAUAAACCUUGAACAGUUGUGGCCGACGACACUAACAGGGGACUUCAAGCUUCAUGCACACAACUGAAUUGAUGAAUUGAUGGGACCAGCGUGACUGACUGAGAAGUAACCACAUUACCAAAAUAUGGAUUCUUACUGUAUAUGAUGUUAUACAUUUCAUGGUGAUUAUGUAUCGAAAUAGCUGUUGUUUUUGCAACGCCAAACGAAAUGACAGCUCCAUAACAUGGUCAAAAUGGUGAGGCUAAUUUGUCUUUAACAAAUUACAAUGCAAGUCCAGUCUAUUUAUUUGACCAUUAUGUAGGCCUUUAUUCAUUUUAUUCAGUUUGAUUCGAUGAUGUUCGAUGAAUAAAUUGUAUUGGUGAUAUA